AUGAGAUCAUAGUGCACGAUAAACAGUGGAUGGCUAAGCAUCAAAGGAAUGCCUGUGGUCAGCACUUUUGCAACGGUGGCAAUUUAAUUUUCGCGAGUUUGACCUUAGCUUUUUUGUAUGGGAAACAAAUUGCAUUUUGUACUGAAUUACAGGGAAUUAUUGUGCAAUUCGUGUGACUGAAAGCCAUCGACGAUCGUGUAAGCAACGGUAUCUUCUGGAGGCAGCAAAUUACUGUUUGAUCAGUCACACAUCCAGAAAGGUGUGUCUGUCGGUGUGACACUUUAUUGAGGGGUAUAGAUAUCCACCUAUAUACCAAACAGUUUGAAUCGGAAUCGAAUAUAGCACCGCGCUGCUAGCCAGUCAGCCAGUCGGUGAUAAUGAGUCACUAAUCAGUAGAACGUGGAUAAGAGCGGUCGGUUUUUUCGUCGUCGUCGUCGUCGCGGAGUCGCCGGAUAGUGUUUCGCAAUAGUGGAAUUCAGAGCUGUGGCUUCACCCUGUUGUAGAUGUAUGGAGAUUUCAAAAAUUUCGCAUUCUCAUAGUGAUGAACCAAAGUGAAAGUUCGCUGUCGCUGCCCAGUUUCCAGUGAAUAGUGCUUUACUACUGGGCCCAGUAUUAAUUUGCACAAAGUUCGCAACCGACCCGAUUCGUGACCGGAUAUCGGGGAGUCCGAAACUUAUCUUAUCAUCGCGACUGAGACUAAAUAAUUGAUUUGAAGCUGAACAUGGCCGCGUAUCUGAAUAACCAGCAACAAAUGCAGCACCCCACGGAUCCACACCACGAAAUCAUUCCUCUUCAGCGAAUGACCACUCGGGAGGAAGCCACGGAGAGACAACGAAUCCGGGAUAUUUUCGACAAAUACGACCGUAACCGAACCGGCCUGCUGUCGAUCCAGGAGCUCAAACGUAUGAUCAACAACAGACGGUGUCCGGAUCUACCGAAAGGCUUCGUGAAGAAUCUUCUGAAAACCGCCGACACCAACAACGAUGGCCACCUGGAUUUCGAAGAGUUUUACCAAAUGUCCCGGGAACAUCACUACCUCUUCCGGGACAUGUGCGUCCGGUACUGCAAACUGGUGAUCCCCAGUCGAAACCCGGCCACAGUGGAUGAGACUGGCCCAGCAAUGGCAUACCAACGACAAAUAUCCACCGCAACAGUCAUUUCCUCCGAACGAGAUGGCGAGUAUGAGCGAAGUAUGAGCCUGUGGCCUCCUCCCCUCACUAUGAUUGUGUUUUCGAUAGUGGAAAUUAUCUUCUUCGUCAUUGACAUUAUCGAAACUAAUAAUCAGAUGGGAACUAGUACGAAUGGUCCAAUGGCCACCCUGUUCAUCUACAAUCCUCAGCUCCGAGAGCAAGCGUGGCGAUUUGUGACGUAUAUGUUUGUUCACAUAGGCUUCAUGCACAUUGUGAUGAAUCUACUGGUGCAAAUAUUCCUGGGAGUAGCCCUCGAAUUAGUGCACUGUUGGUGGCGGGUGGCCCUCGUAUAUCUGGCCGGAGUGUUGGCCGGUUCCAUGGGAACAUCCAUCUUCUCUCCUCGAGUUUUCCUAGCUGGAGCGUCCGGAGGCGUAUACGCCCUCAUCACGGCUCACAUUGCCACGAUUAUAAUGAACUGGAGCCAAAUGGAGUACGCCAUCGUGCAGUUGUUCGUGUUCCUGGUGUUCUGCGUGACCGAUUUGAGCGUCUCGAUCUAUAACAGCAUUUACGAUCCGUACGAUAAGGUGGGCUACAUCGCCCACGCUAGCGGAGCUUUGGCGGGCUUCCUGGUCGGCAUUGGAGUGCUGCGGAAUCUCAGAGUCCGACCAUGGGAGCGGAAGCUGUGGUGGUGUGCGGUCACCAUCUACUUCCUACUGAUGGCAGCCGGCGUGAUGUUCCACAUUUUCUAUCCCGACCACUUUUAUCCUAAGUUCGCCUAGGUCAGUCUGUAGCUAUAGGGUUUAUACGUAGUUUUUCCUAAGAAUCAUUGUUAGGCAUUUACUUACUCCGAGUAUCCCAAAAGACAACCGAUUUCGCCGGCAUUGAAGCAUAAUAUGACAGCGCAAAUGCAAAGCAAACUCGUGCCUCGUUGAUGAACGACGAUAUGUAUAGUUAUUUAAGCGAUCUUGAACGAUUUCUGUACUUGACGCCAAUGUGCCUUUUGAUAUCUUUACUUAAGAAGUAUUUUAUCCUACUUUACAAAAUUAAAAGCACAAAUGAAGAUAAGAUAUGAGGAAUUUUGAACAAUUGCUAAAAGCAUAUUUAUUCUAGAGUUCUUUGCGAACAAGUUUAUGUUUUGAUUUCUUUUAAGCGCAUUUCAUACGAAAUGAAAAGUUUUAUCUCUACAACAUUGAGUUUUUCCUUAUA
Messenger RNA from Aedes albopictus (Asian tiger mosquito), 2336 nucleotides. RefSeq names its product rhomboid-related protein 2 (gene rho-4). The coding region runs from base 722 to 1909 and encodes 395 amino acids. NCBI's taxonomy places the organism in Eukaryota, Metazoa, Arthropoda, Insecta, Diptera, Culicidae. The transcript is spliced from 7 exons. Gene Ontology annotation, molecular function: serine-type endopeptidase activity; calcium ion binding. The record is from RefSeq and is a predicted model, not a curated record. Gene Ontology annotation, cellular component: membrane.